Molecule: messenger RNA, 1446 nt
Organism: Cordyceps fumosorosea ARSEF 2679
Lineage: Eukaryota; Fungi; Ascomycota; Sordariomycetes; Hypocreales; Cordycipitaceae
Exons: 1
Coding region: 1-1446 (481 amino acids)
Source: RefSeq, a predicted model, not a curated record
AUGGCUACCCAGUCCCCCAAUAUCGAUUACCAAGCGGAACUCGAUGUUCUAAAACAAAUUGGACCGCGGCUGACUGGCAGUGAGCAACACAAUCAGCUCAUUGAUCACAUCGAAACCCGCCUGAAGAACAUCGGAUACGACGUGCACUCCGAUCCAUUCUCCUUCCAAUACAUGCCCCCCUUCACCAGUCCGGCCACCCUCAAAAUCGGCGACGAAUCCAUCCACAUCUCCUCUGUCUUCCCUUACAGCGGCUUCACCGCGCCGGAGGGCAUAACCGGCAAGCUCGUCCGCCUGCGCGGCCCUCUCCACCGCUGGUCCUCCGCCCGCGACCAGAUCGCCGUCGUCGCGCUCACCAACCCUCCCGUGCCCUUCUCCGCCCUCGUCUCCGUCUGGGACGGCUCCGCGCCGUGGGGCCCCGAGAACGCGCCCCUGCUCCCCGCCACGCUCCUCGGCGCCUCCAUCGCCAAGGCCCGCGCCGCCGGCGUCCGCGCCGUCGUCGUCGCCUGGGACGCCGCCAGCAUGUCGCCGGCCGCCGCGGCCAACCAGUACCUCCCCUUCACCAUGGCGUACCAGGACCUGCCCGUCGUGUUCGUCGCGGGCACCGCGAGCGCGAGGGUGCUCGAGGCGGCCGCGGACGAGACGGCGACGCUGACGCUUCCCUCUCCCGGGCUCCGGCAAGCCUCCUCGCGGUCCGUGUGGGCCGUGGCGGAGGGCGAGGAGCCAGGUGAGACGGUGCUGGUGGUCACGCACACGGACGGCGUCAACGUCGUCGAGGAGAACGGGCACGUCGGCGUGCUGCAGCUGGCGCAGGACGCGCGGGCCAAGAAGCCGCGCCGCACGCACGUGUUCGUCUUCGUGUCCGGGCACAUGCGCAUCCCCGCCGUCUCCGAGCACGGCCAGGCGACGUCCAAGUGGCUGCGGGAUCACCCCGAAUGGUGGCGCGACGAGCGCAAGGCCGUCGCCGCGCUCGUCAUCGAGCACCUGGGCGCCAUGGAGUACGUCGACGACCCCGCCCGGGGAACCCUCGAGAGGACCGGCAAGCCGGUGCCGGAGCUGCUGUACGCAAACACGCCGCAGCUGGCGGCGCUGCUGGGCACCGAGUGGACCGGCAUGGAGGCGGCGCCCGGCCAGACUCGCAUUUCCCGGCCGUCGGCGUACAUCCAGUUCGGGGAGGGCGAGCCGCUGGCCCAGGCUGGCAUCCCGAACGUUGCUCUGGUGACGGCUCCCAUAUACUUGCUCGCGGCCUGGGAGGGGGAUGAGGGUGAGUUGAUUGAGCUUGCCGGCCUGACGAGACAGAUCGAUAGUUUCCGCAGACUUCGUGAGCAUAUCGACGAGCUGGACACGGCGGCACUGGGUAGCCCUGUCGCGGCGGGCCCGAUUCAGUACUUCACGCAGGGAAUCACACUGGCUUUGGCCGCUGCAAAAACCUUUUUAGGGCGACAGUAG